Vicia villosa (hairy vetch) is the source of this 1189-nucleotide messenger RNA. RefSeq names its product protein DOG1-like 4. The record is from RefSeq and is a predicted model, not a curated record. NCBI's taxonomy places the organism in Eukaryota, Viridiplantae, Streptophyta, Magnoliopsida, Fabales, Fabaceae. The transcript has a single exon. Gene Ontology annotation, molecular function: sequence-specific DNA binding. Gene Ontology annotation, biological process: DNA-templated transcription. Bases 15 to 878 code for a protein of 287 amino acids.
AUUCAUGCAUAUAUAUGUCUCUCUCACAUCUUGCAAUGCGUCAAAUACAUGCAAAUGCAUUGCUCAUUACUUUCUUUAUCUUUCGUGUCUUUCUCUUAUCUUUCCAUCUGUUCUUUUUCCUUCACCUCCUUUUUCUUUCUUCUCACCAUAAAACCACACACUAUCCCAUACACAACAACAGAAACAAACAACAUAUGCUAGAAAUGAAGAAGAGUUUCUCUGAAUUCUACGAGAAAUGGAUUUCAAAGCUAGAGGAAAUUCACCACCAGCUUCUCAAAGCAUCAAAAAGAGAGAUGGUGAUGAAUGAACAAGAGCUUCAAGCACUGGUUUCAAAAGUCACUACUCAUUUGAAAGAAUACUACACUGUGAAAUGGAAUGCAGCACAUGAAGAUGUUGUUGUUUUCUUUUCACCAACAUGGGUUACUCCAUUGGAAAACGCUUCCCUCUGGAUAACCGGGUGGAAACCGUCUACAGUCUUUCGCGUCCUCGAGAAGUUUGACAUGUCAGAUGAAGAGAAGAAGAAGAUAGAGGGACUGAAAAUGAAGACAAAGAUGGAGGAAGAAAAGGUGGAGGGAGAGAUGGAGAGGCAGCAAGUGGCUAUGGCUGAUUUGAAGAUGGUGAAGCUGGCGAAAAUAUCAUGCAGAGGUAGGAAAGAUGAUGCAAGAGUUGAUGGGUUGGUUGAUGUGGCUUUGAAUGGAGUCUUUGGUGGUUUGGAGAAAGUAAUGAAAAGCUCUGAUUGUGUUAGACUUAAGACAGUUAAAGGGGUUUUGGAUGUUCUUAGUCCAAUUCAGUCUGUUCAUUUUUUGGCAGCACAUAUUGGUAUGCAAUUAAGGUUGAGGCAACUUGGGAUGAACAAGAUCACUCAGAAGGAUCCAUAGUUUUAGUUUUGUGUAGUAUAUGUUUAAUUUAAUAGGCUUAAGUAGCUUAUUAAUUAAGUUGUUUAGUACCUUCAUUAAGUAGAACCCAAAAAUGAAAAAACAGUUUAGUUUAUGUCUUUAUGAGGUUGUAAUAUUCUUGUUCUGUUGGCUUUAAAAGUUGUUCAAUUAAUGUAAGAUUUUUAGUAUGCAUUAAGCAUUCAAAGAAAUAGUAUACUACUUAAGAAAAUGUUAAUGUAAAUUUCCUCACCACAGGAAAAUUUAACUGAUGAGACAGCAAAAGGAAAAAGUCAAUAAAAAUCUGUAAAGUAUUG